Messenger RNA from Grammomys surdaster, 763 nucleotides. It is a transcript of the gene Rac3, whose product is annotated as Rac family small GTPase 3. Bases 134 to 763 code for a protein of 209 amino acids. The transcript has 7 exons. Lineage: Eukaryota; Metazoa; Chordata; Mammalia; Rodentia; Muridae. Gene Ontology annotation, cellular component: cell cortex; cytoplasmic vesicle; plasma membrane. The record is from RefSeq and is a predicted model, not a curated record. Gene Ontology annotation, biological process: regulation of actin cytoskeleton organization; cortical cytoskeleton organization; motor neuron axon guidance. Gene Ontology annotation, molecular function: GTP binding; GTPase activity; protein kinase binding.
GCACCCGGCACUCGGCGGUGCUCGGCUGUCUCCGGCCGCUCGCUCGGCGUUCGGGUCCGCGGCCGCUGCGGCGCCGGGCAUUUCUCCGCAGCUCGGCUCGCGGCCGCGCCCGCCGCCGCCCGGCCCCGCGCCCAUGCAGGCCAUCAAGUGCGUGGUGGUUGGCGAUGGUGCCGUGGGGAAGACGUGCCUGCUGAUCAGCUACACGACCAACGCCUUCCCCGGAGAAUAUAUCCCCACAGUUUUUGACAACUACUCAGCCAACGUGAUGGUGGAUGGGAAACCAGUCAACCUGGGGCUGUGGGACACUGCUGGCCAAGAAGACUACGAUAGGCUUCGGCCCCUCUCCUAUCCUCAAACCGAUGUCUUUCUUAUCUGCUUCUCCCUGGUGAGCCCGGCCUCCUUUGAGAACGUCCGUGCCAAGUGGUACCCAGAGGUGCGGCACCACUGCCCACACACACCCAUCCUUCUGGUGGGCACCAAGCUGGACCUCCGCGAUGACAAGGAUACGAUUGAACGGCUGCGGGACAAGAAGCUGGCACCCAUCACCUACCCCCAAGGCCUGGCCAUGGCCCGAGAGAUCGGUGACCUCCUGCCCCCAGAGACUCUGCUCUUGGAGACCAAACUGAGGCCUUCUGAGGGAAGCUGGGGUUACAGAUGUAUGUGGGUUCUUGGGGUCUUCAUCAAGGCCCUCUAUGGAACUAUAAUUGCUCAGGAUCAUGGAGGAAGGGUCAACGAAAGCUUCAACCCUGAAUAUCUCCGAUGA